ACCCACUGCCCGGCCCGGCCCCCAGCGGGCAGCGCCCACCCGCUGCAACCCACUCGCCACAAGAGGAGCCUCAGCAUUAGGCUAGGGUCUCCUUGCGCACUGGACUCUGAGGUCUGGGUCAACCAGCCACCGCCUCCAUCCCACUUCCUCGGGGUUCAUUUCCCUCUUGCUUCCGCUCCUGGAGCCUGCCUCAACGCUGCUGAGGUUGUCUGACUCCUCCGUCCCCUGCCCCAAAAAGACCCUUCGUGGGGGCGAACCCCUUUCCAGAGUAGUGCAGGGGUGGACUUCUGACCCAGAGGGACCGGGUUUGGCGUCCAGCUCCACCUAGGCAGUCACAGGUUCUGCCCCAUUCCUAGAGGGCCUGGCACAGAGGUGACAAUAAAUGGAUGCUGGUUUUCUUUCUUUUUUCUUUUAAGCUCUUCACAAAAAGAUGGGGCCAGGAAGGACCUGGCAUGCAGCUGUGUAGUGCCUGGAGUCACUAGUACCUACAGACGGAUCCCGGAUGCAGCUCAUGGUUGCUCAUCAGAUUCCCAGAGGGAAGAGGGUGAGCUGAGAAAUCUCAGAAGGCAAAUGCCACUUCUCAAACUGGCCUGCCGGGAUUCAGGUGUAGAGAUGGUGGCUGGGGACAGCCCCCUGGCUACCUUACCAGAACUUUUGCAGGACUCUCUGGACCUUGAGCCCAUGGGGAACCCUGAGCACCUGGCCCUUGCUGCCAAAGAGCCCCCUGCCCAGCUUAGCCGGCUGCUGGCAAACCAUAAGCUGGAACAGGUGCUGGAGCGGUCCCGCCGGCUCCCCAGCUUGUCUGGACAGCAUGGUUCCCGGAGCAAGCCAGAGUGUGGAGUACCCCUUUUUGGAGCAGAAGAGCAAGAGACCACUGAGGCAGAAACCAAGCUAGAGGCAGGCCUGGAAGCAGAGGUGGUGAGGAGCGUGGAUCCUGGGUCCUUGGCCUGCCUCCCAGGGCAGGGUCUUCGCUACCUAGAACACCUGUGCCUGGUGCUGGAGCAGAUGGCGAGGCUCCAGCAACUUUAUCUACAGCUGCAGACCCAGAGACCCCCUGGGGGUCUUGAAGAGGAGGAGUCAGCACUGACCCCUUUACCGUCACCUUUACACACCCCAGUUAAUGGGGUACAGGGACCAGGGGAGCUGCUAAGCAAGACUAAGGAGACAGGGGCAGCUGCAGCUUCACCCCAAAAGGUGAGAGUGCUCAGCAUCAACCCUCCCAGACUGACAGAGGCCCCAGUGGAACCAUCUCACAGUUUUCUACUCUCCCAGGGACACAAGGAUCUCUCCCACUGGGACAAGGUCAAGGUCCUCCUCAAUCGGAUCCGUUGGAGGAGCCCCCAACUUCCUGAACCCCCUGCCCCUCCUGAUGGUUCCGGCCCUAGGAUUGAGUCUAAGGACCUCUCUGAAAGACCUCAGUAUCACCCCCACCCGAAGACCUUUAUGCCAUCAUUAGUGGUUAAAAAACGACGAGGAAAAAACCUUUCUGUAUACUGAGACCUCUUGGCACACCUGGUGACUCUGGGUGGAGGGGAUUUACUGUGAAGUCUUCCUCACUCUUUGCCCUGUUGCUGCUUCUCUGCAUUGCCAGGGAAGGAUGCUGACUUGCCCUUCUCCAAGGUGAGGGCUAAGUCUGUCUCUUCUGAGCAACCUGGCAGAGGAACCCUGGUUCCUUGAGAGGCCCCAAGGUGCAGCAGCUCCAGGGCUCCUCCUCCUUGCCAGAAAUCCCUCUGCUUAGACAAUGUGAACUAACUUAUUUAUCAGAUACCCAUGGAGCAUGUUUGGCACAGUGAUGUCUGGACCCAGCAUGUUGCAGAUGUGCUUAUGCAUCUUUGUGGGACUAUCAGUAUUGUCAACUGGCUGGAUACAACCAUCCCUACAGGAAUCGUGUAUCCAAAUGGUCAGCCUUCUGGGCGAGGUAACUGGAAGAAUGAAGCUGACCUUCAUUCUAUAGUGAUCAGUUACUGAUAUAGAUUCCUGUGCUUCUCCUCAUACCUGAAUUGGCAGCCCUAGAACAGAGAAAGUCACUGUCCUGGUUCCCUCUGUAUUGAGUCUUGUCCCUGGAGCACAGACCCUGAAGACCACACAAGGAAUUGGGAGGCUCAGGGACAACGUGGAAAACAGCAGAAUAACCUUCAAGGUCAAUUCUCAGCUGCUCUGCUCCAUAUUAUCUUUUAUGUGUCAGAACUGAAACCAGAAGCCCAUACUAGCUUUUAGGCCUUGACAAAGUCUGUUAACUUCUGAGCCACAGCUUCCUAUUUGGGAUAAUGAUGCCUACCCUGCCUACCUCACAAACGUGUUAUGAGGAUAAAAUGAGA
Messenger RNA from Sciurus carolinensis (gray squirrel), 2318 nucleotides. It is a transcript of the gene C4H8orf58, whose product is annotated as chromosome 4 C8orf58 homolog. The transcript has 7 exons. Lineage: Eukaryota; Metazoa; Chordata; Mammalia; Rodentia; Sciuridae. The coding region runs from base 571 to 1497 and encodes 308 amino acids. The record is from RefSeq and is a predicted model, not a curated record.